Neltuma alba is the source of this 4456-nucleotide messenger RNA. RefSeq names its product serine/threonine-protein kinase TIO. Gene Ontology annotation, biological process: protein phosphorylation. Lineage: Eukaryota; Viridiplantae; Streptophyta; Magnoliopsida; Fabales; Fabaceae. The coding region runs from base 202 to 4197 and encodes 1331 amino acids. Gene Ontology annotation, molecular function: protein kinase activity; protein binding; ATP binding. The record is from RefSeq and is a predicted model, not a curated record. The transcript is spliced from 23 exons. Gene Ontology annotation, cellular component: cytoplasm.
GACCCUCUCCGCUCUUAUUCUGCUUAUCUUUUCGAUUACCCCCCUCUCUUGUUCUGCUUCUCUUCUCGAUUUCCUAAAAUUUGUGGUUUAGGGCAAGUACUCUCUUCGCUACAGUAGAUCGGAGAACCAUUCUACGCAGUAUUGCACUCAUCUGUCCAGUAGACUCGUCAGCUCAGCAUAUUUUACGGAGUCCCAGCAGUAAUGGGGGUAGAAAACUACCAUGUAAUUGAGCUCGUCGGUGAAGGUUCAUUUGGGAAGGUGUACAAAGGAAGGAGGAAGUAUACAGGACAGACCGUUGCAAUGAAGUUCAUCAUGAAGCAUGGCAAAAGUGAGAAGGACAUCCAUAAUCUAAGACAAGAAAUUGAGAUCUUAAGAAAAUUGAAGCAUGAAAAUAUUAUCCAAAUGCUUGAUUCCUUUGAAAGCCCGCAAGAGUUUUGUGUUGUCACAGAAUUCGCGCAAGGAGAAUUAUUUGAGAUUCUUGAGGAUGAUAAAUGCCUUCCUGAAGAACAAGUUCAAGCAAUUGCAAAGCAAUUGGUGAAAGCAUUAUACUACUUGCACUCUAAUCGCAUCAUUCACCGCGACAUGAAGCCACAGAAUAUUCUCAUUGGUGCUGGAUCUGUUGUCAAGCUUUGUGAUUUUGGGUUUGCACGUGCGAUGUCGAUGAACACUGUUGUUUUGCGAUCCAUAAAAGGAACUCCAUUGUACAUGGCUCCAGAACUUGUACGGGAACAACCUUACAAUCACACUGUUGAUUUGUGGUCUCUUGGUGUUAUAUUGUAUGAGUUGUUUGUUGGCCAACCUCCUUUUUAUACAAAUUCUGUAUAUGCUCUCAUCAGACAUAUUGUUAAGGACCCAGUUAAAUAUCCAGACAGCAUGAGCCCCCAGUUCAAAAGCUUUUUGAAAGGUUUACUUAACAAGGCACCAGAAAGUCGACUGACUUGGCCAGCUCUUCUUGAGCAUCCAUUUGUUAAGGAAACUUCAGAUGAAUUAGAGACAAAGGAAACGAGUGAGAUAUCUGUUUCACCGAAGGGCUGUGAUCCAACACGGAGGGGUGAAGAAAAAACCUAUCAACCUUCAACAGCUUUUGAGGAGAAUACUACUUUGCCUUCUCAAAGUGAAGCUCAGAAAAAUUGUCCCAACUUGGAGACAGCCCAUCCUUCAGUACAUAAUGCGUCCCCAGGAUUUUCAAAUCAAAAGAGUGUUAGAGAAACAGGUUGCCAGAGAUUGGAGAAACUAGAAAAUAUCUCUCGUACAGUGAAAGGUGCAAAAUUAAUUGGUCAGGAUAGUGAAGCAUUGGCUUAUCUUAUGCUACGCUUGAAAACAUGGUCUGAAGGAUCUCCUGACCAAUGCAGUGAUCAAGACAUUGUUGAUACAAAUCGGUCAUUGAGAAUUCUCUCAAAUCUAGUUGCAGCAGAAGCCCUCAGUUCUAGUGGACGAAUAGAUGAACUACUAAGUGAGCUUCUAGCAUUUAGCGGAGUUAUCAUGAGAAUUAAAUCCUCUGAAGCUAACGACAUGGUAGAAAAGAGUUUCUCUAUCACUAAAAUGUUAUUAGAUAAUAAUGGAAGCUUCAAUGCAAGCUCUUAUCUGAGGCAUUGGGUUGCGAUUGUGGAAAUUUAUUCACAGGUCGUAGCUUCCAUAAAUGAUGCAUCUGGAAAGGUUCUCUAUGAGUCCAGUGCAUGUAUUACAAUAAUGCUAUCUAAAGUUGCUCAGGCUGUUAAAUCAUCUUCUCAGACUUCAGGUCCCGAGACAUUGAAUGAGACGAUAAAAAAAAUUCUGGAUCAUGCUAAAACAUCUGGUGUAGUGGAUCUUUUGUGUCUCUGCUUAAAAGCUUCAGGUUCUUCAGGUUCUUCUAUUAUGUUACGGGCAGCUUCAGAGGCAUGUAGAGCUAUCUGGUCUCUGAUAAAUGCAUUGGAUAUUCUUUUCAUGAAAACAAAUGCCAUUGUAUUUCCUAUAGAUGCUUUGCAGAGCCAUUCUUUGUCCCGAUUAGAAAUUAUAGAUCAUGAUCAAAGUCCACUUAUUGGGUGUGAGUCAUCAAAAAUUGUUGAAGCAGUAACAAAAGCAUUUCUGAAUACCAAAGCCAUUCGGGUUGCUGUUUACUACUGUUUCCACCAAUGCCUUGAGGCUGCAAUGUCUUCUGGUCUUCAGCUUUUGUCAAGGUGUUGCCUGCACAGUGGUGUUGUUCCAUCACUCCUUUGUGGUCUUCCUAGCUCCCUUCCUGUGGCUACUGUUGUUAGUGGUGGUGGAGAUGGUACAAUUGUUUCGGAAAUAUUUUCUGUAUUGUCAUUAUGCACUGCCUCUUUAAAUAAAGAUCCACAAAGUGGAGAUUCAAAUAAUCUGAGGUGCAAAUUCACCAAUCCUUCUGCUCUGAUUCUUUCUUCAUGCCUCAUUCUUGCUAUAAUUGCUCAAUGUUUGAAGUCAUCUGGAAGAAAUUCAGCACUGUUUAUGCUCACAAACUCACCGAAGAAACAGCUCGCUCGACUUUCAUUGCUCGCCCAUCAUAUUUCUUCUGAUGAUAGAGAGAAAACUUCUUGUCAACCCCAAAAUGCAUCAGCCAUGCUUGCUUUAGCAUCCAUUCUAUCCCUUGAAUCAGGGGCUGCUAUUGAGUCCUCGAUCUUUGAAAUUGCCAUGCCUUUGAUUCCUCGAACAUCUUCACUAUAUGAUUAUCUUAAAAUUUCAUCUGUUAAUAAAAAUGAAUUGGAUCCUUCCUACCCUGGUGGGAAGCUCUCAUAUUGGCAAGGACUAAGGGAUGGUUGUGUUGGCCUUUUAGAUUCCAGACUGAAGUGGGGAGGACCAUUAGCUGUUCAACAGUUGUGUGCUAUUGGUGUCCCUCUUUUGCUUAUUGGCUUAUUAAGCAUUGAUGGCACCAAUGCUUCUCAUGGAGCUGAGUGCUCAAAUGAUACAGUUGGAUUAUCCCCUACAGGUGUUAUAUGGACAAUUUCAUCAAUAUGUCAAUGCCUCUCUGGUGGUGCUUCUACUUUUCGUCAGAUAUUGAUUAGGAAUGAACAUAUCAAGCUCUUUUCUAACUUGAUAUGUGAUGCUCAUCUGAAGUUGAUAAACAGAUGGAUUGGACCUGGUGGAGGGAGAGCAGGAGUUAGGGAUCUAAUUAAUGCAAUAAUAGAUCUCUUAGCAUUUCCAUUUGUUGCUCUACAAAAUGUGCCUGGCUUGCCGGCUGCCACAACAUCGAUCAACAGUGGAUUUCUUCUCAACAUGGGCUCUCCUUGUCAUAAAGUAUGCAUGGAAGAUAAAGCCAUAAUUAAAGCAAUAGAAGAUGACAUGGGAAAAUACAUCAAGAUCCUUGUUGAGGUUGGAGUUCCUGGUACUAUCCUGCGAUGCUUACAUAAUAUGGAGUUGAAGGAGUUGGGUAGGCCUGUUGCCUUUCUUGCUAAAAUGGUCAGUCAUCGCCCUUUGGCAUUUCAACUUGUGAGCCAAGGCCUUCUAGAUCCAAAUCGGAUGAGAAGGUUUUUCGAUGGUUCAGUCCCAAAAGAGGUCACACUAGAUGCCCUCAUGAUAGUUUCUGAUCUUGCUCGUAUGGACAAGGCGUUCUAUGAGUACAUUAAAGGUGCUUCUAUCUUGGAGUUCUUAAAAGGUUUUCUUUUGCACGAUGACCCCAACAUCCGCGCCAAAACUUGCAGUGCUAUUGGAAAUAUGUGUCGUCACAGUGCCUACUUUUAUAGUUCACUUGCAAGACAUCAGAUUGUAAGUAUUCUUAUUGAUCGAUGUGCUGAUCCAGACAGACGUACAAGAAAAUUUGCUUGCUUUGCUAUCGGAAACGCAGCCUACCACAAUGACAUGCUAUAUGAAGAGCUGAGAAGAUCCAUUCCUCAAUUGGCAAAUUUGCUGUUGAUGGCAGAAGAGGACAAGACUAAAGCAAAUGCGGCAGGCGCACUUAGCAAUCUGGUUCGCAACUCUGACAGGCUAUGUGAAGAUAUUGUAUCCAAAGGAGCAAUUCAGGCCCUCCUGAAGCUAAUUUCAGAUUGUUCGCUUACAGCAUUGAAUCCAAGCAGAAAUGAUUCGAUAAGUGAGUCCCCUUUAAAAAUAGCUCUCUUUUCCUUGGGAAAAAUGUGUGCCCACCAACCCUGCAGACACUUCCUCCGUUCAUCACCAUUGUUUCCCGUUGUUGGAAGGCUUCAACAAUGCCCUGAAUCAUCAAUUGCCAAGUAUGCCUCUGUAAUUGUCAGCAAAGUUGCUGAAGUUUGAUGGUCAAAAUGCCGGUUUGACCACAUGCCACCACGAUAAGCUUCCCCUCCAUGGAUGUCAUUCUACUUUUUCUAAAAUGUUUUAUAAAGUUGAGGAGAAAAUGUAAGAUAGGUGACUAGUAUUAGUAAAACUGGUAUGUGAUAAUAAAUUUAUGUUUGUACUUGAAAUGGACUGUAUAGUAGCUGAUGUAUAUAAUGUGUCAGCUAUGUCCAUUUUUAUAUAUCUAUUCCAUGUAUAAUAAAAAAAUUUUAACGAGCCA